Molecule: messenger RNA, 2066 nt
Organism: Helianthus annuus (common sunflower)
Lineage: Eukaryota; Viridiplantae; Streptophyta; Magnoliopsida; Asterales; Asteraceae
Product: wall-associated receptor kinase-like 20
Exons: 3
Coding region: 10-1902 (630 amino acids)
Biological process (GO): protein phosphorylation
Molecular function (GO): ATP binding; polysaccharide binding; protein kinase activity
Source: RefSeq, a predicted model, not a curated record
CUUUCAAAGAUGGCGGCCAGAUCCAUCUUCGCUAACAUGCUCAUGGUGGCGCUGAUGUUAACAUGCGCCGGUCUCGCCUCUUCCGCCACCCGCUGCCCCGACUGCGGCCCCACUCAAGUCCCAUACCCACUCAGCACCGGACCCGGUUGUGGCGACCAGUCAUACAAAAUCCGUUGCGAUGCAUCAACAAGCACCCUAUUAUUCGACACACUCAACAACACCUACCCAAUCACCUCAAUCUCUCAAACCACACAACGGUUCGUUAUCCGACCAUCAAGCUUCAUAAACAACAACAACACCUGCGUCACAGCAGAUAUUUCCUCCCACGGUGUACAGCUGGACCCCAGCUUACCAUUCAACAUCACAAGCAGCAACACUAUUUUGUACCUUAACUGCUCCGAAUCGCUUUUAAGGUCGCCGUUGAACUGUAGUUCAACGAGUCUUUGUCACUCUUAUAUUAAUAAUUCGGUUGAUGCUUCAGCUUGUGGGAGAGCCCCGAUUUGUUGUACGUUUCGGACGGGUGGGUCGACAACGACGUAUUCGAUCCGGGUGAGGGAUGGUGGGUGUCAGGCGUAUAGGAGUUUUGUGGGUUUGGAUUAUUCGUUGCCGGUGAGUAGGUGGCCUGCUCCUGGUGUGGAGAUUCAGUGGGUGUCACCGCCUGAGCCGUUGUGUAGUACACAAACGGAUUGUGAUGAUAGGUCUAGUUGUGUGCCGUCUGGUACCGGUGGUGUUAGUAGGUGUAUGUGUAAUUCUGGACUUCAUUGGGAUGGUGUGGCUGGAGUUUGUGCCUUAGAUGAUACUUGUGAGAACAGAGGAGAUUGCAGCGACUCAAAACGGACUGCACUUAUUGCAGGUUUGACCUCCGGCCUGGGAUCAGCACUAGUGGCAGCUAUAAUCGGAUUCUUACUCUACAAACGUCACCGUCGCCACAAAGAAGCACUAGCACGGCUUGCUCGUGAGCGCGAAGAGAUCCUAAACGCCGGUUCUGGAAAAACCGCUAAAGUCUUCACCGGGAAAGAAAUAAAAAAGGCAACAGCCAACUUCUCAAAAGACCGGCUCCUAGGCUCGGGAGGAUACGGCGAAGUAUACAAAGGCAUUCUAGAAGAUUCCACAGUUGUGGCCGUCAAAUGUGCAAAGGUCGGGAACACAAAAGGCACCGAUCAGGUCCUCAACGAGGUCCGGAUCCUCUGUCAAGUUAACCACAGGGGUCUGGUUCGCCUUCUGGGCUGCUGUGUUGAGCUCGAUCAGCCAUUGCUGGUUUACGAGUACAUUCCAAAUGGAACACUGCUGGACCACCUAAAAGGUCAACACAGUGGCAUGUUGACUUGGACCCACCGGCUAAACAUUGCUCGUGAUACGGCAGAGGGGCUAGCAUACCUUCAUUUCUCCGCAGUUCCACCAAUCUACCACCGUGACGUCAAGUCUAGCAACAUCUUACUAGACGAGAAACUGAACGCAAAGGUCGCGGAUUUUGGGUUGUCAAGGCUGGCCGAAGCGGAUUUAAGUCACGUGACAACAUGUGCUCAAGGGACGUUAGGGUAUUUGGAUCCUGAAUAUUAUAGAAACUAUCAGCUGACGGAUAAAAGUGAUGUCUACAGCUUUGGAGUCGUGUUGUUGGAGUUAUUAACAUCCCAGAAAGCAAUUGAUUUUAAUAGAGCACCGGAUGAUGUGAACUUGGCAAUUUAUGUGAAACGGGUUGUUGAAGAGGAAAGGUUGUUAGAUGCGGUUGACCCGAACCUGAAGAAGGGUGCUAGCAAGUUGGAGUUGGAGACGAUGAAAGCAUUGGGGUUUCUCGCGGUAGGGUGCUUGGAGGAACGUCGACAAAAUAGGCCUUCGAUGAAAGAGGUGACUGAGGAGAUCGAGUAUAUCCUUAGCAUUGCGACAAGUAAAUCUGAAGAUUAAAAUGCAUCAAUUAGGCAACUCAUAAAUGUUUUUCUUUGUAGAAAUAUAUUAAAAAGACUGGAAAUAAGUAUAUUAGUGUACAAUAAGUUUCAUUUGUUUGGUGCAUGUGUUGAGGUCAUGACUAAUAGUACAUCUUUUUGUUCGUCAAAAGUUGGUAACGGACA